Paramormyrops kingsleyae is the source of this 5209-nucleotide messenger RNA. Lineage: Eukaryota; Metazoa; Chordata; Actinopteri; Osteoglossiformes; Mormyridae. The record is from RefSeq and is a predicted model, not a curated record.
UUCUAUUUUAGACAACAGGCCUAUUCUGUUAUUUCCGCUGCCUGACACAGAGGGCAUCUCACAUACGUUUCCUAAAGCACAUAUUUUUAUUUCAAAUUCCUCAAUUUUACACAAAGCAGAAUAAUCUAAAUUAUUUUAUUCUUCAUCGUGUUCGUUUAGCCACGAUCGAUGUUAUUUUUGUUUUUAUUUCAUAAAGUGACAAUCAGAGGAAUUCGCUUAUUGGAAAAACUCGUCUUUUCUUCCGUCAAAUACUGCGUCGCAUUUUUUCUCCAUUUUAACGAGAAGUGUUGUGGUACUCCAUACGUCCAGUUUACGACAAACGACAAAACCACGUCGCGUUUCUGUCAGUUUUAUUAGCAGGGGUUAGUAUCGGAGCGGAAAGCGCUGGCACUACUACACGGGGGCGAGAGUGCGGGAGGAUGCAGGCAGCAUAUCGCGCCCCGCAACUUCAGAACUGCCCUCCAAAAGGUGACAACUACAACAAAGACAGCGACAUACGUUAUUUGCUAAUCAAUACGCGUUGCUGGUGGGUCAGGUAACCACGCUUCAGACCCGUUUGCACCAAAACCUCGUAUGAGGACAGGAUGAGGGGCUGCUCCUUGACCUGAGGAUGGAGAAGAAGGUGUGUGUGAUCCAAACUGAGUUUCGCCAAUACCGGCCCACUGUCACUGUCCACACUAAGCCACUGACUCAUGUUAAUCCUUUGCCACAGUCCUUGCAGUCAGGGAUGAGGGAGAGAGAAGAACUGAAGAAAGCCGUUGAGCAAACGGACCAUCUGCUGUCCAGGGUUUGUGAACUGGAGCAAGAAAAUGCAGGACUUUACAAAGAAAAGAAGGAGAUUUUUGUUAGAUAUCAAGCAGAGCAAGAGAGCCUGCAGGACAUGGAAGAGCGCUGCAACCAGCUGGCCAAGGCCAAACGGGACCUGGAGGAGCAGGUGGCAGGCCUGAGCGAGCGGCUGGAGGAGGAGGAGGGCUGCGUGGCUCAGCUGGCCGCACAGAGGCUGCGGCUGGAGGCGGAGUGCUGCAGCCUGAAGCAGGACCUGGAGGAGCUGGAGAACACACUGAGCUCUGUGGAGAGGGACAAGCAGUCUUCAGACUCAAAUGUGCAGAAGCUGACAGUGGAGCUUUCGCAGAGGGAUGACAUCAUACAGAAACUGCAGAAGGAGAAGGAACGUCUUGUAGAACUCGCUCAGCAAGCCAUAGAGGACCUGCACUCGGAAGAAGAUAAAGUAAACCACUUAACUAAGGAGAAGGCCAAGCUGCAGAUGCAGGCAGAAGAGUUGGAGUACCUUCUUGAGCAGGAGAGGAAGCAGAGGAGUGAUGUGGAAAAGAGCCACCGGAAGCUGGAGGGGGACAGCAAGACUACAGUGGAGAGCCUCAGUGAGCUGGAGAAGAUGAAGGCAGGUCUGGAGGACAUCAUUAAGAAGAAAGAACUGGAGAUGAAUUCUAUGAUAGAAAAACUUGAAGAGGAGGAAACUCUUAAUGUCAGCCUGCAGAGGAAGAACAGGGAGCUCCAGGUGCGGAUUGAGGAACUAGAAGAGGAGCUGGAGACAGAAAAAGCCAUGAGGGCAAAGGUGGAGAAACAGCGGUCUGACCUCACGCGUGAGCUGGAUGACCUGACUGAUCGUCUGGAGGAGGCAGGAGGAGCCACAGCAUCCCAGAUUGAGGUGAAUAAGAAGCGUGAAGCUGAGCUGAAGCGCCUACGCCGUGAGCUGGAGGAGUCUUCGCUGCAGUCGGAGGCGCUGGCGGCGACCCUGAGGAAGCGGCACGGCGACGCGCUGGCCGAGCUCAGCGAGCAGUGCGAAAGCCUGCAGAGGACCCGUGCCAAGCUGGAGAAGGAGAAGCACAACCUGCGCCUUGAGCUGGAUGACCUCACCACUAACCUGGAGAAUCUGCAGAAGGCCAAGGUCGCUAGUGACAACCAGCUGCGGAAGCUUGAAGAAAUUCUGUCUGAGGCCAACUUCAAGAAUGAGGACUUGCAGAAGGGGCUGGCUGAGUCAAACAUUGCCAAGAACCGGCUUACAGCUGAAAAUAAUGACCUGAGUCGGCAACUGGAAGAGGCAGAGAACCGGUCCAGCCAGAUGAACCGGGCCAAAGCCCUGUUGACAUCCCAGUCUGAAGAGCUCAAGAAGCAGCUGGAAGAAGAGUUAAAAUUGAAAACAGCACUCGGACACAGUUUGGGCACACUGAAACAGGAGUAUGAGCUGCUGAAGGAGCAACUAGAGGAGGAGCAGGAGAGCAAGCUGGAGCUACAGCGACAGGUGUCUAGGCUGAACAGCGAGGUCACUCACUGGAGGACCCGCUAUGAGGCCGAAGCCAUUCAGCACACGGACGAGCUUGAGGAUGCCAAGAAGAAGUUGUCAUCACGGCUACAGGAGGCCGAGGAAGCUGUUGAGGCUACCCAAGCUAAAUGCUCUAGCCUGGAGAAAACCAAGCAACGGUUACAAGGGGAGGUGGAGGACCUUUGCUUAGACCUGGAGAAGGCAAGCAGCUCUGCGACGUUACUGGAUAAGAAGCAGCGUGUGAUGGAGAAGCAGCUCUCUGAUUGGAGACAGAAGUGCGAAGAGCUGGUGGCGGAAGUAGAGGGCUGCCAGAAGGAGAGCCGGCAGCAUGCCGCUGAGCUCUUCAAGCUGAAGACAGCCUUCCUGGAGGGCUGCCAGAAGGAGAACCUGGAGCAAGGGGAGGCCCUCCGGAGGGAGAAUAAAGCCUUCCUGGAGGAGGUAGCUGAUCUCAAUGAACAGCUGGCUGAUGUCGGGAAGAGUGUCCAUGAGCUGCAAAAAGCCAAGAAGAAGAUGGAGAUGGAGAAAGAGGAGCUACAAGCCUCACUUGAGGAGUCUGAGGUGGCAUUGGAGGCAGAGGAGACUAAGGUACUUCGUCUGCAACUGGAGUUAUCCCAGGCCAAGGGGGACCUGGAGCGCCGGCUGCAGGAGAAAGAGGAGGAGUUUGAAGCAACCAGAAAAGGUCACCAAAGGGCAUUGGAGUCCCUGCAGGCCAGUCUGGACACUGAGGUUAAAGGUCGUACGGAAGCUGCCCGGCUGAAAAAGAAACUGGAGAGCGACCUGAAUGAGCUGGAGCUCCAGUUGGACCUACUGACUAAGAACAACGGGGAACUGAUGAAAACUAUUAAGAAGAUGCAGCUGCAGAUUAAAGAUCUCCAGACCCAAGUAGAGGAAGACGCGCGGCAGCAGGAGGACCUGCGAGAGGAGCACUCCCUGCUGGAGCGCCGCUGUGCCACGUUGGUGACAGAGGGAGAGGAGACUCGUGCUGGUGCGGAGGCUGCAGAAAGGGCCCGCAAGUGCCUGGAGACCGAAUUGCUGGAAAUGACUGAAAAGUACAAUGACAUAAGUAACCAGCUCCAGUCCGCUAACAAUGGGAAAAGAAAGCUGGAGGCAGACCUUCAACAGAUGACUCAAGACCAUGAAGAGCUAGUGGGCAGCGUGCGGGCUGCGAAUGACAAGGCCAAGAAGGCCAUGUGUGAGGCCAGCCGACUGGCAGAAGAGUUGCGGCACGAGCAGGAGCACACGCUGCAUUUGGAGAGGGUGAAGAAGGGCCUGGAAGCCCAGGUCAAGGACAUGACAGUUCGGCUGGACGAGGCCGAGCAGCUGGCACUCAAGGGGGGAAAGAAGAUCAUCCAGAAGCUGGAAGGGAAGGCGAAAGAGCUGGAGUUGGAGCUGGACACGGAGCAGAAGAGGCACGCUGAGACAGUGAAAACUUUACGCAAGAACGAGCGGCGUCUGAAGGAACUGCUCUUCCAGUCCGAGGAGGACCAGAAAAAUCAGCAGAGGAUGCAAGAACUGGUGGAGAGGCUGCAGAACAAGAUGAAGGCCUAUAAGAGACAAGUGGAAGAAGCGGAAGAGCAAGCCAACAUGAAUCUGGCGAAGUACAGGAAGACGGUUCAUGAGCUGGAUGAUGCAGAGGAACGAGCUGACAUUGCCGAGUCAGCGCUAACGAAGAUUAGGACGAAGAGCAGAGGAAGCUUCAGCAAGGGGUACUCCUCUGGCUACAGCACCCCCUUCCCUGGGAUGGUCAGAUCACCCAGCUCUGUCGGAUCAGAGGGCAGAGGAGAGAAGAUCAUCCAUGAUGACGAGUCUGUCAGCUCCCUCAUCCCAGCUUAUCUGAACUCCCUGAAGAAGCUGAUGAUUGAUGAUUGAGUAACAGUUAUGAAUGUUAUAGGAAAAUAACUGGUGAACACAUUUUAUUGUUUCUUUUUAUAAUUCAGAAUGAUUUCAGUGUUUCACGUGGGUUUUUUUAUGUAAGAAAAUAUAUGGUGUAUUAAGAAUUAGUCCAUGGCUGGACAGUACAGUUAUGCUUAUUGAGUGUUAUACAGUAAAUAAUUAGCAAUCCACAAAUUGUGAGUUAGGUAACACUAAAGGCGUCCAAUAUGACUGUCAAAACAGGCGCUCGUGGCAGCCGGCCAGAGGCCUUCUUGUAAUGCCCCUGAGAAAGGUGCUUAAUCUGAGUGGCUCACUAAGCAUUACGUCUGCUGGGACAGCAAAUGGAGAUGGAAUGGAUGUCUAUUAGCCCCCUUCGGGUACAGAAGGGUGGGAAGUUGGAUGAAGCCUCCAAUACUGCUGUCAAGGAUGAAUUGACAGGAAAACGGGAACAUUCCAUGACUCUUUCCUGAAAAAGUGCUACUUUAUAUCUCAUCAGUCACUGACUGAUUACAAGUGUUCCAUCCCUUGGAAUAUCCCUCCCCUCUCCCAUUGUCAUAGGCUCCCAUCCAUCCCUCCAUUCACCCAUCUUCUGUAACCACUUGUCCUAUUCAGGGAUUCUGGGGGCCUGAACCUAUGGACAUAGGGCAGCGAACAACCUAGGAUGGGGUGCCAACCCAUCACAGGGCAGACUCACACAUGCACACCUAAGAACUAUUUGAUUAAAAUAAACCUCAGCAUGUUUUUGUAUUGUAGGGAGUACCUGGAUGAAACCCCAUGAUGACACGGGGAGAACAUGCAAACUCUUAGUACAUAGACAUGGGGGAGACUUGAGGUCUGGUCCAAGAGGCAUGUGGCAGCAGUGCUAACCACUGCACUGCCAUGCCGCCCCCUCAUGGGCUCCCAUAAAAUUAUAAUCAAGGGCGGCAAGUAGGUAAAAACUGUACAUUGACUAGUACAGUAAAACUGUCAAGUGUCACUCAAUGUCAAUUGAUAAAUACAUUUCGCCUGGACUGUGAAAAUUUGUUUUUAAUAAUAAAAGUCUUUUUGUUUAUCUUA